AUGGUAGUGGCUUCAAUACAGUGCGUGAUCGCUGGUCAAGCAGGAAGCUCGUUCGAUGUGGAGAUCGACGAUGCUGCGAAGGUUAGCAAGUUGAAGAAGGCGAUCAAGGAAAAAAAGUCCAACGAACUCAAAUAUGUCGAUGCAGACAAGCUGCAGUUCUUCCUGGCGAAGCAGCCCGUUGUAGAGGAGAGCAGCAAAGAGGUCGUUCCUGAUUACCGCCCUUCUGCGAAGGAGAUGAAGGAAAGGCUCAAAUGGCUCCCAGACGAACAUCGGGCUGCUCUGAAGCUGGUGAAAGGAGAAUCCGACGACUACAUCAAUACGCUGAUUGCCGGAGAACAGAUUCUAGGCUCAAAGACCUUAGCAACGUGGUUCUACACGAAGAACAACAUGGAGCUCCCAUCCAGUGAACAAAUUCACAUGCUGGUGAAGGUGCCGGAGGGGGCUUCAGCAGUGCCUCUUCCAACGACCACUGCACUGAAAGAGCCGAACACAUACGCUGAGGAGUGCUUGUCGAUCCAAGAAUGGGACAUUGGCGUUGUGCACAAGAUUCCUCUGAUUUGGGAAUUCAUGAGGAAAUUGGGCAGAUGCACAAACAGUGGGAAAAUCUAUUGGCGAAUCGAAGAUAAGCAAGUCGUAUCGGUGCUGGUGGAUGGCUGGUUUCGUGCGUCUUCUCCCUCGAACAUUAACGUGCAUGCAAACAAGAAGAGUAUUGUGAUGGGCUCACCAGGGAUCGGCAAGUCGACGCUGUUGUGUUUAUUGGCCUUUUAUCUCGUUUUCAAGCACAAGAAGAAUGUGUUGAUGUACCGGCGAUUGACCUUAUUCAAGCAAGAGAACUGCCUGUUAUAUCUGGGAUACGACGGUGACAAGGUCGUAUUUUUUUCAAAAGAGUCGUGCAAAGUAUCGGAAGCCGAACCUAUCUACCAAGCGUUGCGGCGACAGCACGGUGAUGCGAAUGCGUGGCUGUUGUUGGAUGGAUUUCACCAUCACCAAAUCCCAGAAGGCCUCCAAACGUACAACGUGCUGGCGACCUCGCAGCAAGUGAAGUUGAAAAAUCAAGAAAUUACUGAUGCGUACCUCUGCCUGUUUCCGUGCUGGAGAAAGCAGGACCCUUUCAAGCUGGGAGAGCAAGUGUACCAUUUUGACGCGGUGGAGAUGGAUAAUCGAUAUUACUAUUCUGGUGGAAGCGUGCGCCUUUUCACUCUCCCAACCAUCGACUUGAUCGAACAAGCGGUUCGUGUUGCACUCCACGGGGUGACUGAUGUCGCUCGCAUUAUAUCAACCCAAUCAACUAGCGCGACGAACGACUCACAGGUGGACCGCAUGCGCCGCACAUUUAUCGAGGAUGUGGCGAAUUUGACACACUAUACCAAAUCAUCACAUUGGCAGCAAAUGGUGGACUCGGAAUACGCUGCGUAA
This is a messenger RNA of Phytophthora infestans T30-4, 1416 nucleotides long. Its product is annotated as Crinkler (CRN) family protein. NCBI's taxonomy places the organism in Eukaryota, Oomycota, Peronosporomycetes, Peronosporales, Peronosporaceae. The record is from RefSeq and is a predicted model, not a curated record. Bases 1 to 1416 code for a protein of 471 amino acids. The transcript has a single exon.